GUUUUGUCUCUUGUGACCACCAGCCUGUGACAGCUCCAGGACGCUCAGAGACUGUCCCCUCCUCCGGUUUAGGGUGCGCUCCUCCUGGCUGGGUGAGAGUAGUGCUGCUCGGAGAAGGGGAAAUCUCGUGCCAAAAUGAAGAGAGGCUCCGUAUUGGAAAAAUAUCAUUUGGAGCCCGAAUUCAAGCCACUGGUGGUAAUAGAACUUGCUAAGGAUGUACAAGAAGAAACCAAAAAAUGGCUUGUCAAGAAAAUUAUGGACAAAAAGAAGGAUGGAGGUACUCAGCUGUUGAUCAAACCGCUAGUGAUCUCAGAAGGAGAGGAGAAUAUCUACGUUGUCGGGGCAUCCACCAGACGAUUUUUGCUUGGAGCUGAGGAUGUCGGAUUCGUAAAGGAGAGUGAGGAUGGCACCAUGAGACCUUUCUUGUACAGCAACCGGACACACUACAAAAACUUUAUGGGAGAUGGAGGAGAUUUUCUCAGCAUGGCCGAAUGUCAGUAUAUCAUUAAACAUGAGCUUGACAAUCUUCGUGCUCAAGACGAGACAAAUAUUCCUGGUUAUCCACAGGCCAAGCUUUAUCCUGGAAAAUCUAUAAUCAGGAGAAUGCAGACCAAUGGUUUAUUGAUCCAGGUAUUCCCUCUACAUGACCAGGAAGAACUGAAGCGACUGAGUUUCCAAUGGUACCACCAGGUCAGGUUCACUUACCAGCCCAUAGAUAAAAUCCGUCAUUACUUUGGAGAUUCUAUUGGAUUGUACUUUGGUUUCUUAGAAUACUUCACUUUGGCCUUAAUUCCAAUGGCCCUCAUAGGCAUACCGUAUUACUUUUUUGCCUGGGAGGACUAUGACAAAUAUGUUAUCUUUGCUACAUUCAACCUUGUGUGGUCUACGGUUAUCCUGGAAGUAUGGAAACGGUACUCCUCAGCAAUGACCUACAAAUGGGGGACGUUGCUAAUGAAGAGGGAGUUUGAGGAACCCAGACCUGGCUUUCAUGGAGUGCUGGGCGUCAACCCUGUCACAGGCAAAAAAGAACCUACCUACUCCAGCUUAAAGAGGCAGCUACGAAUAUAUCUGGUUUCUGUGCCUUUUGUGUGCCUUAGCUUGUAUGUCGCAAUUUACGUGAUGAUGAUUUACUUUAAAUUGGAGGGCUGGGCCAUAAGAUAUAACCAUGAGCAACAGUCAACCUUCAGUGGCCUUCUGCUGUUUGUCCCAAGCAUCAUUUAUGCAGUUGUGAUUGAAAUCAUGAACCGUAUUUACAGAUAUGCUGCAGAGUUCCUCAAUAAUUAUGAGAAUCAUAGAUUGGAGUCGUCACACCAGAACCACUUGGUCCUGAAGGUCUUAGUGUUCAACAUUGUAAAUUGCUUUGCGUCACUCUUCUACAUAGCCUUUGUCAUGUGCGAUCUAAAGCUCUUACGGCAGAGCUUGGCCACAUUACUUAUCACCUCUCAGAUCCUUAACCAGUUUGUGGAGUCUUUACUUCCUUACUGGAUGCAGAAGAGGCACAAAACACAAAUCGAAAAGAAAGUCAAAUCAUUGAAGGUGGACACAGAUUUCACUUUGUUGGAGCAAGUUCACCUUGAAAAAGAAAUGGACACAUACCUGGGAACAUUUGAUGAUUAUUUGGAGUUAUUCCUAUUGUUUGGAUAUGUCAGCCUCUUCUCAUGUGUGUAUCCGCUUGCAGCUAUUCUUGCUGUACUUAACAAUGUGACUGAACUGUACUCGGACGCUUUAAAAAUGUGCCGCGUGUUUAAGCGUCCUUUUGCUGUGCCUUCCUCAAGCAUUGGAGUAUGGAUGUUGGCAUUUGAAACCAUGGGGAUUAUAGCAGUAGUUACCAACUGUACUCUUCUUGGGAUGUCAUCACAAGUUCAUUCCAUGUUUCAGGACUCAAAACUCGACCUCUAUUUGACAGUGACAGCCAUAGAGCACGCUCUGCUAGCUCUGAAGUUUAUCUUGGCAUUUGUGAUUCCCAACAAACCAUAUGACAUCCGGAUAAAAUUAGCCAGACUGGAAUUUGAGUCCAUGGAAGCCCUCAAACAGAAACAGAGUAUGGGUAAGUCCUUCACCCUACAGUGGCAAGAAAACAAAUGAAACUGUCUUUGGACUCCCCCACUGAAGAUGCAAUAGACUCAUGAAAAAUCAACAUGGAAAAAUAAUAAAGUAUUUGCCCUUAUAAAAACCAUGCAAUGACUGUUUACCAAAGUACCGCUUGGCUUCUCAGGUUGAAAUGUGUUUCACUUACUGUAUUGUCUCUCCAGUUUUAGAUCUGGUGCCUGCAUGUUUUGCCAGGAUGAUAAUGUAUACAUUUUGCUUUAGACCCUGGUUGCUGCAUAUCUCAUUUGGUGGAGGAUCCUUGAAAGAACUGUUUAGAUCAGGAAAAGCUAACAUGACCAUACCUGUAGUAUGGCCAUGUUCUAUAUAAUUUAAGUAGAAUGUCAUGAGAAUUUCCGUUUACAUACAGACAUUACACAUUAUGUUCACAUACAUUACACUGUUCUUGUGAAUACAAGUAGCAUCACUGGGCAGUCACGUGCAUAUGCUAUAAUGUUUCCUUGUGCAGUAUUUGAUAUUUGGAAAGUACCGCAUUGCCAUCUAAUGUAGCUUGCCUAGCAUGUCACAGCUUAAAAUUAAAGUCGUUGUC
Messenger RNA from Bufo bufo (common toad), 2635 nucleotides. It is a transcript of the gene ANO10, whose product is annotated as anoctamin 10. Bases 136 to 2085 code for a protein of 649 amino acids. The record is from RefSeq and is a predicted model, not a curated record. Gene Ontology annotation, biological process: chloride transmembrane transport. Gene Ontology annotation, cellular component: plasma membrane. Gene Ontology annotation, molecular function: chloride channel activity. The transcript is spliced from 14 exons. Lineage: Eukaryota; Metazoa; Chordata; Amphibia; Anura; Bufonidae.